Oxyura jamaicensis (ruddy duck) is the source of this 7425-nucleotide messenger RNA. RefSeq names its product pantothenate kinase 3 (gene PANK3). NCBI's taxonomy places the organism in Eukaryota, Metazoa, Chordata, Aves, Anseriformes, Anatidae. Gene Ontology annotation, biological process: coenzyme A biosynthetic process. Gene Ontology annotation, cellular component: cytosol; nucleus. Gene Ontology annotation, molecular function: ATP binding; pantothenate kinase activity. The transcript has 7 exons. The coding region runs from base 86 to 1198 and encodes 370 amino acids. The record is from RefSeq and is a predicted model, not a curated record.
CAUCGGCCGAGGGGCCGGGCCCCGCCGCCCCCAGCGCCGCCCGCCCCGGCCGCAGCGCAGCGCAGCCGGCCGCCGCUGCCGCGCCAUGAAGAUCAAGGACGCCAAGAAGCCGUCUUUCCCAUGGUUUGGCAUGGACAUUGGGGGAACUUUGGUGAAACUCGCAUAUUUUGAACCCAUCGAUAUCACUGCAGAGGAGGAGCAGGAGGAAGUUGAAAGCUUGAAGAGCAUCCGCAAAUAUUUGACAUCCAACGUAGCGUAUGGAUCCACUGGCAUUCGAGAUGUCCACCUUGAGCUGAAAGACUUAACCAUUUUUGGUCGCAGAGGAAACUUGCACUUUAUUAGAUUUCCAACUCACGAUUUGCCUACUUUUAUCCAAAUGGGAAGAAAUAAAAACUUUUCAACACUACACACGGUGCUCUGCGCCACGGGAGGUGGCGCUUAUAAGUUUGAAGAAGACUUUCGCACAAUUGGAAACCUCCAGCUGCACAAACUGGAUGAGCUUGACUGCCUUGUCAAAGGCUUACUGUAUAUAGACUCUGUCAGCUUCAACGGCCAGGCAGAGUGCUACUAUUUUGGAAAUGCCUCAGAACCUGAGAGAUGCCAAAAGAUGCCUUUUAACCUGGAUGACCCGUACCCAUUGCUGGUGGUUAACAUUGGUUCAGGAGUCAGUAUUUUAUCAGUCCAUUCCAAAGACAACUAUAAGAGAGUAACUGGAACAAGUCUAGGUGGAGGAACCUUUCUUGGUUUAUGCAGUUUGUUGACGGGAUGUGAAAGUUUUGAAGAAGCUUUGGAAAUGGCAUCUAAAGGAGACAGCACACAUGCUGACAAGCUGGUUCGAGAUAUUUAUGGAGGAGACUAUGAAAGAUUUGGCUUGCCAGGAUGGGCUGUAGCUUCCAGUUUUGGAAAUAUGAUUUACAAAGAGAAGAGAGAGUCUGUUAGUAAAGAAGAUCUUGCAAGAGCCAUCUUGGUCACCAUCACAAAUAACAUCGGGUCUAUUGCCCGGAUGUGUGCAGUAAAUGAGAAAAUAAAUAGAGUUGUGUUUGUUGGCAAUUUCUUGCGUGUGAAUACUUUGUCAAUGAAGCUUCUUGCGUAUGCACUGGAUUACUGGUCAAAAGGCCAGCUGAAGGCCUUGUUCCUAGAACAUGAGGGAUACUUUGGAGCUGUUGGUGCUCUUCUCGGGCUGCCAAACUUCAGUUGAGAUGCGAGAUGUCACUGCACUGAACUGUUUUCCACCUGGAUGACACUUGUUUAUGGCAAUGGGAACUAAGGCUAGGGAUGGGAAAAGAAAAUGGUAGAUUUUCUGUAACUUUUUAAAUGUAAGAAGUGAUGAGCUACUGAAUAUUGCCAUUAUAAGGAAGGUUUUUUUUUUUUACUCUGUUGGGCAUUCAAAAGCAAAAUGUUUGGGGAUAUCAUUUAUGUUCUUUAAUACGUGUAGCCAAUAUUGAACUUUUAAUAUGCAAUACAUCCUCUGAAAACAAGCUUCCGGAAGAAGGAAUGCCGGCACUAAAAUAUUGCAAGUUAAUUCCUGAGGAUUUAGGCCCACUGGGUUUGUAUGUAAGUGAUGAAUGAAACAUUAUUUUUAUUGGUUAUGCUACAGUAUGAGCACAGUUUCUCUCAUGCAUGCAACUGUAAAAACAGUAAGGUACUAUCAACAAGAUGAGGAAACCAUAGGCAGUGGUUUCCCAUGGUAACAAUAGUAAUUAUUUUAUUUUCCUGUCUAUUGGAAAUACUAUUAAUGCUUUAGUUUACAGCGGAAAGAAUAAAAACACAAAAAGUCAGCCAAAGCAGAAGAAUAAGCAGUUGAUGUCGUGAAGGUUUUGUGAAUACCUCUACUUGCACUCUUCGCUUACUUGAAGAACCACCUGUGAUUUUGGGAAGACCCUUUCUCUUUGUUUAGAUUUAGAAAAGGAUUUAAUGAAAACCUUUCUUUUUUUAAUUUGAGGAUGUGACUUCCAAAAAUGCCUUCAGGUUAGGGGCGUCCUCAGAUUCUGACAUCAUAAAUCAUUAUUUGUGAAGACACCACAAAGCCUAUGAGAGUUGAAGAAAUCUUCCUCCUAACAAACUAAAAAUGGAAUACUGAAAUUCUGAUGCUUUGGCUAACUUAUAUGGAGGCUUAGAAAAUUUUUGUCCCAUCCAGCUAUUUUGAAAAUCUGAUUUCCCUAAUUUUAUAUGAGGUAAUCAGACUCUAAUUAAAUGUUGAAAAUGGAAGAUGGCUACCUUGCUUUUGGAUUUGGAAGUUUGAUUUCUGGAAGUUGAGGACAGCAUCAGAGUUUGUAUUGCAGUACUAAAAGGACCAAUAGGCAGUGCACUUGCAAUAUGGAACCAUUUAUCAAACCGUGGCCUUGGGAUAAAAUCCGUACUUGGGAACUGAUCGUUUUUUCCUAUCUACUUUAGAAAUUUGCAGUUGGGAUUAUUGUAAUAAGUUUAGUCCUGAAGCAGGGCAUGAGAUCUUAAAUUUAUAAGGACACUAUACAGUUGUUAGCUAUAUGAAAGAAAUACCCAUUUUUAUGAUAAUUUAUUUUAAUGUUAUUUCCUAUAAGUGCACGAAGAACAACCAAACUAGAACAUGUUAGUGUUGGGUUUUAAUGUGCAACUGAUGAUUCCACAGCGUGGCCGCAUUGUAUUCAGAUACAUCCACCUCAUACGCUGGAAAGCUGUAUGCAAUUUUUUUCCUUUAUUUAAAUUCAAAGCCCCAUAUUAACGUCUUACGGUUUUAAAAAAUAAAUAAGCUUAUGCUCCUUUAAGAGUGCAGUAACUGAGAGUAGCCACUUCACUGAGCCCAAUGCCAAUCUCAAAUACAGCUCAUCUACCAGUGCUUUUCCUAGUACUCCUACUGAAUUUUCUGUGCUUGCUUUGAUGUUUCAGUCUAGACAUUAAAAAAACAAACUCACAGUUCAACUGAUGUAAUAAUGCUAAUCAGAGCACUUCAGAAAACAGGUGAAUAUGGCUUUCAUGGUGUCUUACGAGUACUGUACGCUGUCCCUUUCAAGAUUGACUAUAGGAAGUAACCUGUAUUCGGUUAUAAAACUUCAGGAAACAUUUUCUGAAUGUUUUGACAGCUUCCUUAAAAUUUUGUGAACCAACUGUGUUUUUCUUGCAAGGUGAAGUAUUUUAAGACACUACAGCCUAAUUAGAAACAGUUCCUUUAGACCGUAUUUACUGCUACUUCAUUUCUCAUUGUGUUACUGAGAGCUGCUUUUGAAGCAGUAGUUGGUGUGGUAUGUAUUUAACCAGAAGCGCACACAGGAGAUGGUUACCUAAUGACCGUGACCAUGGUUAAUUUAAACUAUUUGAAGUUGAUAUGACCUAAAAGACAUUUUUAAAGUAAAAUGUACAGUUACAGAGUAAAGUAAUGCAGUAAUUCUUGAAUAGCUGUACUGUAUAGAUAGAAACUACUGUGAGAAUCAAAGUAUGCCCUACCUCUAUUUUUCUUGAGCUUGCAGAAAAAAGGCUUCCUUUCAUUUGUUUUAUCAGCACAAUUAUUACUUCAUUACAGGAAAAAAAAAAGUUUUUAAGCCUGGCUUUAAAGCCAGAUCUUUCAUUUUGUCUCAUUUUUCUCUCAAAUUAGAACUUGUUCCUAGAGUCUCCAAAGAUUGGCUCUACCACCCCUAGAAAUACUAGGCAUCACAAAUAGUUGCAGGAUAAGCCUUAAAGUCAUCUUAUCUCAAUUCUCUUCUAAAUUUGAAUGGGCUUGUAUCUUUUAUACGCAUAACUGAAGUAACUUCGUUUUUCCUGAUCUCUGUUUUCAUUUUCACACUUGCCAUUCCUGUUCCCCAGAGCUAACUGGCUGAAGCUGCUUUAUAGUGAACUGAUUCAGUGUACUACAGUAGAGGACAUCUGGGGUUUUCUCAGGGCUACUCUUGUCUUCUCACGUAGGACCGCUUUAAAGGAAAGUUGUCUGAUACUUGUAAAGCAUAAAGCUCAUUCUGAAUGUGUAAUUGCUUUCAGCUUGGUCAGCCAUGCGAGUGCCUUUUAAGUUUUUCAUGUAAUGCCAAUUUUAAUGGUACUGGGACUUGAUUCACGAGACUUCUUGACCAGUGUUGCUUAUCUGAUAACUUUACUGGCUGUGGAGAUGAUCCUUUCCAUCCAGUUUAGUAGAAACGCCAGGAGAACAGCACAAGGUUUUGGGCUGCCCAUCCCCACAGCCCUUAUCUUUAGAGGUAAUGCCUUUGCACUUUCGUCUCUCUCCAGCUCGAUCUUUUUAAGCAUGAGGCAGUUUUAUUCUAUCAGUAUCUCCCUAAAAAUCCUACUAGUUCUUAUUCAGGUGAGCACAGAUUAUUUCUGGCCAAAGAAGUUCAUUUUAUAUGCAGCUCUCCCAAGUUGUUACAGCUGUUAAACUUUACCACCUUUCUACUUCUACAUAGGGUAACAGCAUUUUUAACAGGAAGAGAACCUUUUCUAUAAUAUGUUUUGAAUAUUUAGCAAUAUGAGGUGAACACAUCUUCAGUGUUCUUUACUAAAGCUUGCAGAGGUUAAGGCUAAACACUUGAAUUUUUUAACAAAACCUGAAUAAAGAUAACAGUUCAGAGAGAAGCAACAUAGGCAUAACUUACUUUUGUCUUAUUUUGGUCCAGAUUUUAAAACAGUGUUCAGAUCUCUACUGUACCUUUUGAAGAUCUUUGCCUCUCUUUGUCUAGUGUUCUGCAAGCAAGCACCUAUGUGAUUCUCUCAGCACAUCACAGAAUACUUCCUUUUGAAGACUGGGAGUUUUGGCCUAGAAAGAAUGAGAUCCUGCUGUCCCCCUCUAUUCUCAGCCUGCAUGUUAAGAACAAAAGUUAAGUUCUGGUUUCUCGUAAUAGAUUAAAUAUUCCUUCAGUAGUACUGUGAGAUUCCUGCUUGCAUAUGAGUUGUUGGUAGUGUAUAUGCAAGCUGAUGAUACUGCCUUUAAAGACUGAAAUAUUAAGUCUUUUUCUCUAUCCAGUAUAGGUCUUCAGGAAAUACCUACUUUCAGAUAAGUCACAGUAACUUCUCAUUCCUAAAUGUUUCACUAUAACAGAUUCUAGCAUUUGAAACUAGUUAGUGUCUUUUUCUCGAAUAAGUCUGUGCUUCCUAAAGACUAGAUGGUGUCUUACAAAUUCAGUCAGUAACUAACAUUAAUGCCUAAAUUCACAUUCAAACUAUGUUUUAAACAUCACUUUCACUGUUCACAUUCUGGAAAUUGGACAGGUAUAAUCCCAAGGGAACAGUUUGCUUCAGCUGAGAACAGAUCAAGAUCAGUGCAGUUCAGAUCAGCAUGUGGUCAUCCAUUUAUCGUGAGUUCAUUUUCCAUGUGUCAUGAGGUUAGUUCUUUCCCUUGUUGGUGUUUUCCUUUUUUUUUUUUUUUGAGUACAUGGGCUUAAAAGAUACGCAGUACGUAAUAGACCUUUUAGGUCAAAAAGCAAACAACAAAACAGUUGUGGGUCAGACUGGGAGUGUUUGACCAGGAACUGUAGAUUACUGUGCAGAGCUAGGAAGACACUUGACGUGCAGUUACUGUUUUGGUUUUACUGAUCUUUCUAUUUCUAUUCUUAAUGCACAGUGAGAAGGAGUGUGGUUAAGGUCAUUGUGGGUAAAAUGGAUGAAUUAUUUUAAGUCAUCAGACAUGACCAUGGGAGACAAAAAAUGCCUUAUCAUACAGACAGAGGGGUAAUUGUCCACUUGUGAGGUUUUAUUAAUGUAUUCCAAAGUACAUUGCCAGUAUUCUGCCAUCUGAGAUAGAAUAUUACUAAUUCUUUGAGGUAGAAGUCUGUAAAGAAGCUUUUGUUACUUUUAAUUCACACAUGCAAAUUAUUAAACUUUUUAAAGCAUUUUUUCACACUUUGUGGAAACAUAAAAAGAGGCUGUAAUAUGUUUGUAAUUAUUAAUGUGCUAACAGAAGUAUGUUUAAGCAGUCCAGGUCUGCGUAACUGAGUGCCAAAUCCUGCUCACUUCAGCUACUUGAGUAGAUCUCGUAAAUGGGAGCAAGGUUUGGCCUCAGGGCCUUCUGCCUGGGGAACACAGUAAUGCUACGUUGCAUAUUCCUGCUGGUGCUAAAUCAUUUGUUGAGAAUAAACAUUCUAAACAGAAAUUGUAAAUAAAAUAUGUAUAGUCUGGUCCUUCUGACAGAUUUAAAAUCUAUUAUUUGCAAAUAACUUCUUACCAUAUUUUGAGUUUCCCUUUUCCUUUAGUUCUUUUUAUCAGAGGUGGGCUGUUUGUUAGCGUGGCAAGUCAUUGACAGGUUUUAGCUUCCUGUGCUGCUUUCUGUAAGGCCCGUGACAUUCCGGUUGUACACUAUGAGGCGGAUCGCUUCUCAUUGCAGGCUUUCAGUGUUAUCCUUAGGCUUGUUUUGUCAUCGUAGCUGCUCAAGCAGUUAGCGUCAGCUAGAACAAGAUCAGCAUUUGUUCUUUGCUAAAACUUCAAGAAAUCAGACAUUCCUUUUAGCAUGUGGGGAAGCUGUUGAAAAAAAUGGAGAAGUACCAUUUAAAACUCUUUUUAAAGGAAAUAUGUUAAUUAGUCUACAAAAUAAACUGGAAUAAGGUGUAUCAGUUGCUAAUCUUUGCUAUAAACUGCUAGCAUUUCACAAUUCCAGCAUCAAUUUAAGAACAUUGUGAAUACGUGCUUUAGGAGGAGGUAUACUUCAGAUUGUGCCUCACAGAGGAUAACUAUAAGACUAGUGAAAUAUUUUAAGUACUAAAUGACAGCAUCUAGAACGUGAAUCAGUGUUUUGAUGUUAUAGGUUAUAGAGGGCUUUUUAUCAUCUGCACUUUUCUAUAUUUCUGAGUUUUAGCAAAUUUUAACAAAUGUGUAUUUGAUUUUUCCAUCUACUGACUUGCCAUGUGCAGGCCUGCUCAUGACCAACUCCUGUCUUCAGAUGUUUUAGAUGCUUAGCAAAAUGAACAGGCAAAUUAAUAAAUUGUAAACCCUUGGAGGAUGGAAGUUCUCUUAAGAGCCAUUUGGUUAAGUUGCCUUAUUCUAUUACAUUGCACUCAUGUUACGUCUCCACUUCCUUGUUUACUGUUCUGACACUGAAGAUGUGAUGUAAAAAUACGUGCUACAAAUUUUUAUUCAUAAAUUCCUGAUUAAUACCUUUGUGUCACCUGUUAAUACAACUCUUGUAAAUGAUACCCUUAUGCCAUCUGUAACACAGCUCUUGUAAAUUGUUUAAAUUAUUUUUCUUUUUAUAGCCUUGUUAUUGAAUGUACAGAUUAGAUCCCUUUAUUAUCUCACUAAUUUCACUGGGGCCUAAAUGUGGCCGAUGCUGUAACUCGUCCCAUCAAAACUGUAAAUAAUACUUUAUUGCUUGUUUGCAUGACUGAAGUUUGCAUUUAAUUUACUUUGUCAUAAGCCAACUCCUCUGUGAUGGGCCUACUUUUUACAGUUUAUUUUCCUGGUUUUAUUAGCAUUUGUUCUGUAUGAAUGUUCAAGCAGUACUUUGUCUUUUCCUAAUAAAUAAUUUGAGAUUGUUCA